Messenger RNA from Aspergillus puulaauensis, 453 nucleotides. RefSeq lists its product as uncharacterized. The transcript has 2 exons. The record is from RefSeq and is a predicted model, not a curated record. Lineage: Eukaryota; Fungi; Ascomycota; Eurotiomycetes; Eurotiales; Aspergillaceae. The coding region runs from base 1 to 453 and encodes 150 amino acids.
AUGGAUUCUCAAUUCAACCUCAAGGACUACUGCACACGUUGCAACCACCUCUUUGAAGAUAUUCAAAAUAUCUCGGAAACGAAAUGCGCCCAACGGUACCUCGAAACCUGUGUGUCGAAAUCGGGAAUCCAAGAAGCGGACUUUCAGUUUAAGGUGAAAUGCUACAAUUAUGGCGUAUUCAGCACUGGGCCGGCCUCUCUAGACGCUAGAAUGGUUGGAACACAUUGCGAACGGACCAAAAAGACCCUUCGGACGCUAAUAUACGGCCUGGAGCUAUGUUGCGGGAUAAUGGAAAAGCCGGGAUACAACGAGGCUGAUAGCAGAAAGCUUAUUGAAUACUGGCGGGAAGUGGAACAAUCGAUCCAGCUACUGUUCCCUGGCUUAUACAUGAUCAGGGAUGACUUUGCGGCGAAAACAAAGAAGUGUGAAAGGAUCGUGGUAAGGGAGGACUGA